ACAAAAAAUGCGGGUCCUUGAGUAAAGAGGGCAAAACGCAGGACCUACCGAGGCUUUAUUUCGUCGGUUGAGCGAUUCCUACCGUUACACCUUUUUAUUUGCUUAGCGAUUUGUAAUAGUGGUUGCCGGGAGGGAGAAUGGAGAAGAAGAAAGAGGUGAUCCGAUUGGAGCGGGAGUCUGUUAUUCCAGUCCUCAAACCCAGGCUCAUCAUGGCCCUCGCCGACCUUGUAGAACAUAGUUCUGACCGGGCUGAAUUUCUGAAGCUAUGCAAGAGAGUUGAGUACACAAUUCAUGCUUGGUAUCUUCUACAGUUUGAGGAUCUCAUGCAAUUAUACUCGUUGUUUGAUCCUGUGAACGGGGCUAAAAAAUUGGAGCAGCACAAGUUAUCUCCAGAUGAAAUUGACAUUCUUGAACAGAAUUUUUUGACAUAUUUGUUUCAGAUUAUGGACAAAAGUAACUUUAAAAUAGCGAGUGAUGAAGAGAUUGAUGUUGCACAUUCAGGGCAGUAUCUUCUAAAUCUUCCAAUCACUGUUGAUGAAUCUAAGCUUGACAAAAAACUUUUAAAGAAGUAUUUUGCAGAGCAUCCUCAUGAGAGCCUUCCAGAGUUUGCUGAUAAGUACGUAAUCUUUCGUCGCGGCAUUGGAUUUGAUAAGACUACUGAUUAUUUUUUCUUGGAAAAAGUGGACACGAUUAUUGCACGCACUUGGGGAUGGAUUUUGAGACUGUUUUCGAGGAGAUCAAAUUCACGGCGCAAAAAGGAUCCAAAAAAGUAUGAUGAUCUCAUCAGUGAAGCAGAAGAUCAGGAAUUAUAUGUUGAACGUAUCCGCAUUGAAAAUAUGGAACUCAGUUUACGUAGUUUGCUGAGCAAGAUAACAAUUCAAGAACCUACUUUUGACAGGAUAAUUGUUGUCUACAGAAGAGCUGAUACGUCAACAAAUUCGGACCGAGGAAUUUAUGUGAAGCAUUUCAGACACAUUCCAAUGGCUGACCUGGAAAUUGUCCUUCCAGAGAAAAAGAAUCCUGGUUUAACUCCCAUGGAUUGGGUCAAAUUCCUUGUGUCUGCUAUAGUUGGUCUGGUUGCUGUUGUGAGUUCGCUUGAAUUGCCUAAAGCUGAUAUAUGGGUCAUGUUUGCUAUCCUCUCCACAGUGAUAGGCUAUUGUGCAAAGACAUACUUCACGUUUCAACAAAAUAUGGCUACAUAUCAAAACUUGAUUACACAGUCAAUGUAUGAUAAACAGCUAGAUAGUGGAAGGGGUACUCUUCUACAUUUGUGCGAUGAUGUGAUUCAGCAAGAAGUAAAGGAAGUGAUUAUAUCAUUUUUCAUUUUGAUGGAACAGGGUAAAGCUACUUUGGAGGAUCUUGAUCUGCGGUGUGAGGAGUUACUGAAAGAAGAGUUCGGUGUAAGCUGUAAUUUUGAUGUAGAUGAUGCUAUUCAGAAGUUAGAUAAACUAGGCAUUGUUGCUCGGGACACAAUUGGACGUUAUUAUUGUGUUGGUCUCAAGCGUGCAAAUGAGAUAAUUGGGACGACCACGGAGGAGCUUGUCCUCAAAGCAAAACAGGGUGCGGUUUCUUCUUGAUGUUAUAUGCCAGAUGAUUAGCUUCUCUUUUCUUUGUUUCUCCUCCUUUUGGCUUGUAAGAAAAAUUUGAUAAGCACACAUGAGGUGUUGUCAUGCUUUUUUAUUCAUUAGAAAUCUUGGAUGCUGCUAGUCUCUUGGGCUUUCAAUGUCAUAUUCACUGUUGAAAGAGUGAAGUGAAUGCGGAAGCUCAUGGAUGAGCUGUAUAGAAUUCAUGGCGCAAUGCCUGAACUCUAGGCCUAGAAGUCCUUGUUGUGCUUUAUAAAUGGAAAAUGUUGGAUUAGGGAA
This is a messenger RNA of Lycium barbarum (goji berry), 1862 nucleotides long. RefSeq lists its product as uncharacterized. The record is from RefSeq and is a predicted model, not a curated record. Lineage: Eukaryota; Viridiplantae; Streptophyta; Magnoliopsida; Solanales; Solanaceae. The transcript is spliced from 15 exons. Bases 138 to 1577 code for a protein of 479 amino acids.